Messenger RNA from Cylicostephanus goldi, 255 nucleotides. The record is from the annotation of a GenBank genome assembly. Lineage: Eukaryota; Metazoa; Nematoda; Chromadorea; Rhabditida; Strongylidae.
AUGUACGACAAAGGACACCACAUGAUGACAUGCGAAUCCGAGGCUGAAUGCACAUCCUGGAUCAGGCUGUUCCGGGCGUUUGAUCUCGAUCACGAUGGCUACAUUCCAACAACCGACCUGAAACGAAGCAUCCGCGAAUCUGCGUUUUCGUUCGGCUUAAAUCCGGAAGAAACGGACAACAUGAUGACAAACAUCGACAAAGAUGGCGACAAGCUCAUCGACUUCUCGGAAUUCUGCACUCUGGUAGGUGAUUAG